Molecule: messenger RNA, 1062 nt
Organism: Physeter macrocephalus (sperm whale)
Lineage: Eukaryota; Metazoa; Chordata; Mammalia; Artiodactyla; Physeteridae
Biological process (GO): innate immune response; antimicrobial humoral immune response mediated by antimicrobial peptide; defense response to Gram-negative bacterium
Cellular component (GO): extracellular region
Molecular function (GO): lipopolysaccharide binding
Source: RefSeq, a predicted model, not a curated record
AUGGUGUGGAGGGCGGACAGUGGUCUGGGGAGAGCCUGGAACCAGAGAAGGUGGAGUCCGGAGGCUGUGGCUACGCUUGAGAGGAGAGAAGACGGUGGGAGGAGCUGGGCCGGGCUGGUGGGAGGCCAGAGGGAGUGUCCUCAGGAGGAAGAAGGAGCAGGUGGGGCUCCCAGGCUUUCAGCUCAGGGCUCCUGCGGCGGCACCCAGCCAACAGCAGCCAACAGCCCAAGGCCAGAGUGUGGAGGCAGAGGGGACGUAAGACAGAGCCUGCUCCUCCCUCUCCUGGAGGACUCAACGCUCUUGAGCAACCCUGCCUUUGACACUCCCCAUGGGCCCCAGGAGAGGACAAGACGUUGUCAGGGAGAUGGAGAAACCAUUUCUUCACUCACAGGAGGCUUCCCGCUUCCACUGCCCAGCAAUCCCGUGAGGCAACAGCAGGGGCUGAGGCGAGUCCAGCUCACAGCCGGGGAGGAGAUCAGGGAUGGGGCAGGUCAGGAAGACGUGUGGUUGGGCCAUUGCAUCAGGCCCAGAAGGGACAUAAAGGAGGGUCCUGCGUGCUGGGAGGAGGCUGACUUGGGGACCAUGGAGACUCAGAGGGCCAGCCUCGCCCUGGGGCGGUGGUCACUGUGGCUAUUGCUGCUGGGACUAGUGGUGCCCUCGGCCAGCGCCCAGACCCUCAGCUACAGGGAAGCUGUGCUUCAUGCUGUGGAUCGCCUCAACGAGCAUUCCUCAGAAGCUAAUCUCUACCGCCUCCUGGAGCUGGACCCGCCUCCCAAGGCUGAUGGCGACCCGGAUACCCCAAAGACUGUGAGCUUCACGAUGAAGGAGACCGUGUGCCCCAGGGCAUCGCAGAAGUCCCCGGAGCAGUGUGACUUCAAGGAGAAUGGGCUGGUGAAACAGUGUGUGGGGACAGUCACUCUGGACCAGGUCAAGGGCCAAAUGAACAUCACCUGUGAUGAGCUGCAGAGUGUUGGGAUAUUUGGGCGGCUGCAUAAGAGGAUCCAAAAAAUUUGGCAGAAAACUGGUCCGAUAAUUGGCCCGCUCUUCAACUAUUUUGGGUAA